Molecule: messenger RNA, 1200 nt
Organism: Lolium rigidum
Lineage: Eukaryota; Viridiplantae; Streptophyta; Magnoliopsida; Poales; Poaceae
Product: PTI1-like tyrosine-protein kinase 1
Exons: 7
Coding region: 10-1200 (396 amino acids)
Biological process (GO): protein phosphorylation
Molecular function (GO): protein tyrosine kinase activity; ATP binding
Source: RefSeq, a predicted model, not a curated record
GUCUUCAUCAUGUGCCGGUGGUUUUGCGGCAGAAAUUUUCAUCCUUCACAAGGUCAUGGUGAAUAUCAUGAACGUGAAAAUCAAUUCCGUUCCCGCCCGGAUGAGAAAGAGCUAUGUAGGCGUGGGAAGAGGAAAGAAGAAAAUGGCUUUGUUUCCAAAAGUGAGACAACAAAAGCACCUCCUCCCAUUGAAGUACCUGAAAUUUCACUUGACGAACUGAAAGGAAAGACAAAAAACUUUGGGUCAAAAGCUUUGAUCGGUGAAGGUUCAAACGGGAGAGUGUAUUAUGCUAUUCUAGACAGCGGAGAACCUGUUGCUAUUAAAAAGCUUGAUACUUCAUCAGACCCUGAGCACGAUAAUGAAUUUCUUACACAGCUCUCGAUUGUGUCAAGAUUGAAACAUGAAAAUUUUCUGCAAAUGCUUGGCUACUGCGUGGAAGGAAAUCAACAUGUGGUGGUCUAUGAAUUUGCUACAAUGGGUUCCCUACAUGAUAUUUUGCAUGGAAGGAAAGGUGUCCUUGGUGCACAGCCUGGCCCAGCGAAAGAAUGUGUUGAGGACUACAGAGCAAAACUUGACUGGAUGCAGCGGGUCAAAAUUGCUGUAGAUGCUGCUAAGGGGAUUGAAUAUCUCCAUGAGAAGGUUCAACCUUCGAUAGUCCAUCGGGACAUACGAUCUAGCAAUGUCCUUCUAUUUGAGGACUACAGAGCAAAACUUGCAGAUUUUAAUCUUUCGAAUCAGUCUCCUGACAUGGCUGCUCGUUUGCAUUCCACCCGUGUCCUUGGAAGUUUCGGCUAUCAUGCUCCUGAGUAUGCCAUGGCUAGCCUGCAAAGUCAGAAAAGUGAUGUAUAUAGCUUUGGAGUUGUCCUUUUAGAGCUUCUGACAGGAAGGAAACCAGUCGAUCAUACAAUGCCUAGAGGUCAGCAGAGUCUAGUUACAUGGGCAAUACCUCGUUUGACUGAGGAUAGAGUGAAAGAAUGUGUUGACCCCAGGUUGAAGGGCAAGUAUCCCCCAAAAGGCGUUGCUAGGCUUGCAGCGGUGGCAGCGCUCUGCUUGCAGUACGAAUCAGAUCAUAGGCCUAGCAUGAGCAUUGCCGUCAAGGCACUCUCUCCCCCUUUUCAGCAUAAACCUCAACCUUCAUCAGCUGUUGCGCCUAAUACAACAGAUGACUUUUGUAGUGCCGAUACAUCCUUUUCAGCAUGA